UUGAGGCGCAUGCUGCCGGAGAUGCGGCGGAAAAAUAAAAAAACCGCUUCAUAGCAUUUUCCCUCGAGAAUUUUCGUCCCAAGCGUAUGCUGCCGCCGUCAGGCCCCGCGUGCCAAUGGGAAUUGGGGACGGGGGAACGUCCCGCCUCUACUUUAUGGAAGGUUCAUGGAAGGCAGCAACACGUCCCUCCGUCUUUCACCAUUUUUUUUGGCCCGAAAUAUUCAAAAUCUCCCGCUUGUUUUUACCUCCUCUUCUCUCCAUCUCCUGUCGCCCCUGCGUGCCUAUAAUAAACUAAAACCGACGCUGUCGGCGUGGGUCCAUCUCCCGUCCCUUCAUCAAUCCUUCUCCUCUUCCGCCUCUUCCGCUUCUCCUACUCUGGCUGCCGUGCCCUGAUGGCGAAGCAGCACAAAGCCAAGAAGCCAGAGAAUCUGGGGAAGGGGAAGGUCACUCCCGUCCAGAUCGCGUUCAUCGUGGACCGCUACCUCGCCGACAGCAACUACACCAACACCCUCUCCGCCUUCCGAGCCGAAGCCUCCGAUCUCUUCUCCAAAACCAGGGGCAAAGAGGUGCCGAAAGGGUUGUUGGGGUUGGGGGAGAUAUUGGACGAGUAUAUAAGCUUGAAGGAGCAGAGGGUGAUGGUGGAUCAGGCGAAGCGGAGGGUCGAGAUGGCGUUGCAGGGCAUGCAAGACGUGAUCCGGGCCUACCACGCUGCUGGGAAUCCCGCUCUUCCGCCUUCACCCCCUCUCCUUCCUCCUCAGUUCGUGGCAACACCAAUGGCGCCGGUUCUUCCUGCCCCAUUCCCUACUAACGUGUCUCCUCCAGGUCAUGCUGCAAUCAGAACCUCUGUUGAGAAUAAUGCACAAACACCCAUUAUGCUUCCACAUAAAGUAACAGAACUUAACAAUGGUAUAACUCCAAUACCUAACUCUUCAUCUGUUAACAAGAGGAAGGCUUCAAUGUCUGAUUCGAAGGUUCCUUCAGCUCCAAAGAAGCCACAUACUGAAUCACCCACGGAGUCAUCCAUAUUAGAAGAUAAUGUGCUGACCUCGGAUGCAGCAUGCACCUAUAGCCGUCAUGAAACACAAAAAUCAGCUGUUCAGUCAACAUCCAAUCACCCAAUGAUUAAAUCUCCAGUUCAAGGGUGUUCUAUUGCAAAAAGCUUAUUCGAUCAAUUAUCUGAUUCUCAAACCAAUUCUUCUCCUAAAACCCCUCCACAAGCACUUCCUACGCAAGCUGACAAAUUAGCUAAGCCAGCAGGAACUCCAUCCUUUCAAAAGACCAAUGCUGCCACCUCCCAGCAAAUAGCUUCAUCCAGUUGCUUCUUAGUUGCUUCUGACACUAUCAUAGUCAGCCCUGUCAAAGGUAUGAGUUAUUAUGAUGUUGAGAGGAGCUACCAUAUUACUGCACCCUACAAAUCAAGUCCAGAGAAGCUUAGCAAAAGAGAACAUGUAAAAGGGAAGCUGGAUUUUGAUGAGCCUGAUGUACAUGUGCCGAUGAGUUCAGAAAAGGCAUCUGUCGGUGACAGUUCUACCUCUUCAAAUGAAGCUGAGGCAGCAGGAAGCUUUGACUUUGAUCUUCCAGAUUUUGAUAUGUUAGAUCGUGAUUUCUCCUUCUCUGAACUUCUAGCUGACAUUGAUAUUGACUUUGAAGAAAUUCCAUCUUGCCAGCCAGCCUCCACCCUUGCAGAUUCAAUUCCAGGGCCAGAGAACAAUGUAAACUGUGAAUUUUUCAAAAGAAAUCAAACAUUACCUGAUUCUAGUCUGACAACAUUAAGUGGUGCUCUUUCAGAGAAGGAAAUGAAUAUUCAAGGUCCUGAUACUGUAACCUCAUUAAGAUCUAUAACAAAGCGCAUCAGAAUUGUAAGUCCUGUUAAAACCAGGAGAAAUUGUUUAUUGGAACAAAACCACUCAUCAGCAAAAGCUUAGCUAGUCUUUAUCUGACAGUGUAGCUGACUUGCGUGUUCUAAAAGUUUUAGUGAUGAGAGAUGAUACUUCAUUUUCUAUCACAUUUGUUUUGCCAUCAAGGCAUUGAUUUAGCCUUCUGUAUUUAUAGUCUGUCUUUCAUCCCUUCUCUUUUGAACCCAUGUCUAGGCUGUGUAUUGUGCUUUUUUAUUUAAGGGCUUUUAAAAUUUGUUGACUUAGAUUCAUUUUUUUGAAUCUAUCAAUGUACACAUGCUCCCUUGAGAUUUAUUGCCAUUGCAAUUGAUGGAAAUCAUUGGUGGUCA
Molecule: messenger RNA, 2224 nt
Organism: Phoenix dactylifera (date palm)
Lineage: Eukaryota; Viridiplantae; Streptophyta; Magnoliopsida; Arecales; Arecaceae
Source: RefSeq, a predicted model, not a curated record